Molecule: messenger RNA, 688 nt
Organism: Penicillium brasilianum
Lineage: Eukaryota; Fungi; Ascomycota; Eurotiomycetes; Eurotiales; Aspergillaceae
Source: the annotation of a GenBank genome assembly
CUAGAAGCCUAAACUUUCCCUUUCGCUUUCACUUUCAAUUCCAAUUGAAAUCACUAUCCCUCUUUCAAUACACCUAAGACGCCCUCAGUCACAUUCCUCUCCCCCCUCAUCAUCAAAAUGGGCAAAUCAAUCCUCCUCAUCAACGGUCCUAACCUUAACCUCCUCGGCACCCGCGAGCCACACAUCUACGGCCACACUACCCUCGCCGAUGUCGAGAACGACAGCCGCGCCAUCGCCACCCAGCACGGCUGCACCUUUGACGCCUUCCAAUCCAACCACGAAGGCGCAAUCGUCGACCGCAUCCAAGCCGCCCGCGGCAACGUCGAUGGCAUCGUCAUCAACCCGGGCGCUUAUACGCAUACCUCGGUGGCUAUUCGCGAUGCCCUGCUUGGUGUGGGUAUCCCUUUUAUUGAGCUGCAUGUGAGCAAUGUUCAUGCUCGAGAGCCGUGGCGCCAUCACUCGUAUUUCAGUGAUAAGGCGGCGGGCAUUAUUGUUGGAUUGGGUGUUUAUGGGUAUAAGGUUGCUAUUGAGCAUGUUGCGGUAAACUUUAAGGAGUUGGAGAAGGAGACCAAGGCUACUCUUUGAGGGGAUCACAUAAGACGGGGGGCAAAAUGAUGAACUGGGAAAUCUUUCUUGGUGAAGGGGGUUUUUCGUUUUUGUGUAUACCGGUUCGAUGUAUAUAGGGCAG